CCGCUGCGCGUCACGCGGAGGCGGAGCUCGUGCGCUCCCGUCGACGUGCAGGCGCAGGGCAGCAGGCAGAGGGCAGCAGGCUGGGUCCGCCUCAUCCCGACUGGAUCGCAGGACCGGCAGCAUCCUCCUCCGUCCGCACCGACGACGAAGCACGGGAACAGCGCAACCGUCCACGGGAAACGGCACAUUCUUCACGACGGCGCCGAGAUGCUCGCCUGCACCGAGAUGAUCACUAUGUGUCUGCAGUCCGCCAAGCGCGAGCACCUGAGAAAGCAGCAGGCGCUCGACCACAACCAAAACCAAGGCGCCUCUCUCUUCCAGGAUAUAUUCCGCCGGGCGGACAAAAACGACGACGGGAAGUUGUCUUUGGAGGAGUUCCAGUCGUAUUUCACGGAUGGCAUCCUCACUGACGAGCAGAUGCAGGAGCUCUAUCACUCCAUCGACAGGCAGCAGCCAGAAAACCUGGACAUAGACAAGCUCUCAGAGUACUUCAUUCCUCAUGUGGGAGAAUACGUCAAUGUUCUGUCUGCUCUGGAAAAGCUGAAUGUGGCCAUUCUGAAGGCCAUGGACAAGACUAAAGAGGAGUACCAGGGCUCCUCGGUGCUGGGCCAGUUCGUGACCCGCUUCCUGCUGAGGGAGACCUCCACCCAGCUGCAGUCGCUUCAGUCGUCCCUCGACUGCGCGAUGGAGGCCGUGCACGACCAGGGCUGCACCGGGCGGAGGGCGCCGCAGACGCCCCAGGACCUGCCCAUCCAGAGGGCGGCCAAGCGCCCCGGCCGACGCAUCCAGAAGAACAUGUGUCUGUCCCCGACCGACCCGUACUCCGGCAUGCUCACCACAGGGGUCAGCGUGGAGCCAGACAACCACUGGGGAUCCCAGCUCAACCAGCUGGAGCAGCUCAUAGACAAGCUGGAGUGCGAGAGUCCACAUCUGGAACCUCUGAAAGAGGACACAUUAGCAGGAACGUAUAAGUCGAACAUCCUUCUUGUCCAGAGACAAAUGUCUGUGAAGGAGAGCGACGUGGAGCCGUUUCAGCGAGCUCUCAAGACCUACUCAGACUCCACCAGCAGCCAGGCCAACAACCUGCACGUUUCAGUCCAGAACCUGCCAGACAGAUCGUGCUUCAUCAUGUACGAGUUUUGGCAGGACCGUCUCUCCUGGAUGAGCCAUCUGCAUUCGUCCGCCAGCAAGACCUUCCAGCGCUGCGUCAUCGACUCACUGGAGGAGCCGGAGAUGGUCUCUACCAUGCUCCUCCCAGCCUCUUGGUGGAUCAUGAACAACAACUGACCGGACAAAGCUGAUGAUAGUCUACACAACAAAACCAGGAGUAUGAGCGAUUUUUUACCUAUUUCACGUCCACUUUCUCCUCGUGGCAUGACCAGGAUUGUUUUUGCAAAGCCAGUUGCAAGGUUAUAAAAAAUAUGAUUGUUUAGAUUGCGAAGCAAACUCUGGUGAGAACGAACUGAGGUAAUGCAAUAUUCUGUUGUGUGUUCAGGACCUGUGGCAAACGUUGUUUCACAAUAUCGGCACAUUCCUUGAUUCCUUUUAAUGCACAUGAGAAAAAACAAACACGUUUUGCAUGAUGACUCUGUGCUACUUUGUUGCAUUUACACAUCUUAGCGUAGAUUUCAUUUAAAUCCAAACCGCUUGGUCGCCCAUCGCUGAUCGUCUGCUACAGACAAAGACGGAUCUCUGCAUUUCCUCCUGCUCCCUCUGUGACGUCGUGCUUCGUUGUUGUUUUCAGAGCUUUGCUGCCGAGCGUCUUCGUGUGAGGCGAUUAGACAGACGUUACAUAGAACAGAUGAUGUGAUUAUGGUCCAUUUUUAACUGUUAUCGUUUGUGCAUCACUUCUGCACUUUAAAAAAACACAACAAACUAGGACCUUAUUGUGAAGAGCAGAUAUUUAUUUUAGGUAGUCGAUGGAAAACGUAGAAUCAACUGCUGUUACUGUGCAAUGAGCCAAGAGUUGCCCUCAAGUGUAGUGAGACAUUAACAGGACUACAAUGUACCAAAUAAUUACUUAGUUUGCCUGAAGUGUUAAUCUAGUAUUAAAACCUAAAAGCCAUUAUUUAGCAUUUUCAGUGCAUAAACAAUACACAUAAAUACAAGAUUAUAUUUUGAGCAUUAGAACAUUUAAAUGAGAUUCACUAGGAUCAUGUACAUUAAUGAAAACAGAAGUAACUGUCGUAUAUCUGGCAAUGUGACAAUGUGAGAGAUGAAUGUGUUCACUUAUUCAAGUGUUUAUCAUUUCUUUUAUGAAGAGUAUAAAAUGUUAUGUGGAUGUUUUCUGGCAUGAAAUAAAGUUCUUGCUGAUGAUGAUGACAUGUAAAAA
Betta splendens (Siamese fighting fish) is the source of this 2332-nucleotide messenger RNA. RefSeq names its product N-terminal EF-hand calcium-binding protein 1-like. NCBI's taxonomy places the organism in Eukaryota, Metazoa, Chordata, Actinopteri, Anabantiformes, Osphronemidae. The record is from RefSeq and is a predicted model, not a curated record. Gene Ontology annotation, molecular function: calcium ion binding. Bases 208 to 1287 code for a protein of 359 amino acids. Gene Ontology annotation, biological process: regulation of amyloid precursor protein biosynthetic process. Gene Ontology annotation, cellular component: Golgi cis cisterna; cytoplasm; endoplasmic reticulum. The transcript is spliced from 12 exons.